CCGCACACAUGCCCACGAAUGAUGGACUACCAUUCCAUUCACGGGCAUGACAUCUCGAGUUUUGACGCCCCCGGGGCUCGUAGGUCUAUGCGUCCUACAUAUCAUGCUGGCCAAGGUCGGCUGACUUUCUACCCAGAUCGACUUCCCACCGUGGCGGCGUCGCAGGCGCUCGAUGAACUCGAGCAUGACGCAAGACCCGGAGUCGUGACGGGCUUGGAAAGCCUUGAUCGGGCGCUUUGCGGAUCAGAGAACGCAGACUCCCCUGACAUAGCCUCCCGUGGCAGCAUCAAACGCGGCCAGGUAACGGAGAUAUGGGGUCCCCCUGGUACAGGGAAAACCGCCUUGGCCAUUCAGAUGACCGCCAACGCCAUCUGCAGCGGCCACCAUGUGGUGUGGACUGCCUCCAAAAGGUGCACAAGCAGCGAGUGGCAAGGACUAUCAAAGCCGUCCAGGCUGCUAGACAACAGGCUGGUUUGUCUGAGGUUGGUUCUGCGAUAGACUGGACCAGGUUCAAGCACUACUCGUGCUUGACGCUCCCACACCUGAUGGCUCUAGUAUCUCGUCCGACGCCUGAGAUGGUGAGCUUGGGCGUCUCUCUAGUUGUCAUCAGCUCCGCAUCUGCGUUGUUCAACUCGGCCCUACCUAGGGCCCAGGAUGUAAAAUCGGGGUUCAAAGUCGGCCAAGGCCCCUCCCCGUCGGCGAAACGACUACAGUGUCUGCGUCACGUCAUGGACGCGUUACGGAAACUAGCUGCCACCAGGAACUGCGCCGUCGUGGUGUUGUCACAGUGUGCGACCAGGAUGCAAUCGGAGCAGGGCGCUACCUUGGUCGCGGCAGUCAAUGCAACGGUGUGGGAGCAAGGCAUAUCAACCCGCAUCGUCCUCUUCAGAGACUGGGCCUGGGAGGAGAAGAAACUGCGAGGGGUCUUCUUGGCCGGUCUACAAAAGAUCGACGGCAAGGCAACCCAACUAGCCGUUGAGCACGUUUGUGCGUUUAAGGUUGAAGCUGGCGGCACGACUAGCAUCGCGUACGAUGCCGCCAGUAGAUUCCCGGCAAGAUCUGCAGAUCCGGGACGUCGUAAGAGAAAGCUGGGGCAUACGGGGCUGGAAGUGCCGGACAGCGAAGACGACGAAGACUAUGGCUGGGCCGACGAGGACGAGGAGUCGAUGCCCGCUCCACCGCCGCAAUGGCAGGGCAGUGAAGACAUCCUGCUGGGCCACGAGAUUGGCCGAGACGACGACAGCACCUGCGCGGACAGCGAGGAGGAUGAGGGGAGUGCCACGGGGUGCAAUGAUUAAGCGCCGGCGAAGCGCCGAGCUUCGCGACGCUGAGCUCCCCCGGGCUCCAUGUCGCGGAUGGGGCGCGGUCCACCAAGACUCAGCGGAAUCGCGGUGGGCUUUGCUGCGAGUCGUGCGGUCGGCGACGAAGCAAGGGGAGGGUGACGGGCAUUCCGGCCACGACAACAAGACGGAGGGACGGCGACUCGAGCGCGCCCAAGAAAAAAGAGGCAGAAGUCGCAGACAAAAUGCUGCAGAGGCUAUGCUGUACUUACUCGCGACACGGC
Molecule: messenger RNA, 1564 nt
Organism: Purpureocillium takamizusanense
Lineage: Eukaryota; Fungi; Ascomycota; Sordariomycetes; Hypocreales; Ophiocordycipitaceae
Exons: 5
Coding region: 312-1298 (328 amino acids)
Biological process (GO): DNA repair; meiotic DNA recombinase assembly; reciprocal meiotic recombination
Cellular component (GO): Rad51B-Rad51C-Rad51D-XRCC2 complex; replication fork; Rad51C-XRCC3 complex
Molecular function (GO): four-way junction DNA binding; crossover junction DNA endonuclease activity; ATP binding
Source: RefSeq, a predicted model, not a curated record